CGCACGGACAGAGAGAGCAGGGAGAGGAGGAGAGGAGGAAGAGGAGGAGAUCGUUCGCGCUUUAAAUCCCAAACUAAACGCCUCCCCUUCACUCUUCUUCUCUGGUGCUGAGGACGGUGCGUGUGUCUGUACACACCGGGCACGUGGCCGGAUUCACAGGCGGGUCCCGUUGAUCCAAAGUGACCGGGACGUGGAUGUGAGCGCAACUGUGGAAGCGACCAUGAGGACUGGCACCCCGCUGAGCUCUGACUGCUGCCAUUAGAAUAUAAAGUGGCGCGAGGAGGUUCUGGUGAGACGGACGGGCGAGGAUCCUGAGGAUGAGGAUGAGGAUUUAAACACACACACACACACACACACACACACACACAGUGAGGCGCGUGUGUGGAUCUGACAUCAACAUCUGGCUCUUUUUAUGGACUGCACCGGAGCCGCGCGGCUGUCCUGCGGGGGGGACAGAGAGCAGCCAGCCGGGAUCCGUGAGCGCCGCCGGGACACCAGCUCCGAGCUAACCGAGCCGGAGGCACGCGAGCAGACAGAGAGGCCGUGAGACAGAGUGUGUGACUGUAAAAUGGAGCUGCCGGCUGAACACAUAUGACCAGACAUGGAGGUCGUCAACACCACACAGGACAAGCUCCUCCUCCCGCCCCUGCCGGACUACGACCUGAAUGCUGGCAGCGCUAACCCGCCGGCGUUGCCUCCGCUGGUGUUAGAGGGAGUGAAUUUUCCAGAGGACCCCAUUAAACUGCUGAGUGUGCAGGUGGUGUUGAUCUUGGCCUACAGCACCAUCAUCGUGCUGGGCGUUCUGGGGAAUUCUCUGGUCAUCUAUGUCAUCUACCGUUUCAAGACGCUCCGAACUGUCACCAACUUCUUCAUCGCCAACCUGGCUGUUGCCGACCUGCUGGUGAACACGCUGUGCCUCCCCUUCACCCUCGUCUACACUCUGCAGGGAGAGUGGAAGUUCGGCAGCACCCUCUGCUUCCUGCUGCCCUACGCCCAAGGGCUCGCCGUGCACGUCUCCACUGUGACACUCAACGUCAUCGCCCUGGAUCGCCACAGGUGUAUCGUGUACCACCUAGAAACCAGGAUGCGUAAGGACGUGUGUUUUGGGGUGAUCGCUUUGACCUGGGUGCUGAGCGCUGUGCUCGCCAGCCCUCUGGCCAUCUUCAGAGAGUACGGCUCCUUCACCCUGGAACCUGGACACACCAUACAGGUGUGCACGGAGAAGUGGCCCGGUAAAAACACCGACGGGACCGUCUACAGCAUCUCCAUGUUGAUCCUGCAGUACUUUCUGCCGCUGUCCAUCAUCUCCUUUGCCUAUGCCCGCAUCUGGUCCAAACUGCGCGGCCACGUAAGCCCGGCAGAGAGCGGUGGCAGCAGCAGCGCCGGCUCUGAGCGCCACCGCCGGCGCCGCAAAACCACCAAGAUGCUGGUGACCAUGGUGGUGGUGUUCGCUGUCAGCUGGCUGCCCUUCCACGCCUUCCAGCUGGCCACGGACAUCGACAGCACGGUCCUGGACAUGCGCGACUUCCGCCUGCUCUACACCAUCUUCCACGUAGUCGCCAUGUGCUCCACCUUCGCCAACCCGCUGCUGUACGGCUGGAUGAACCGCAACUACCGGGCAGCCUUCCUUGCCGUCUUCAAGUGUCGCAGGGGAGGGGAGAGGGGGAGGAGUGGCCGGUUGGACAGCAUUCACCCUGUAGGAGGAGGAGGAGGAGGAGGAGGGAGGGCGAAGAAGAUAGUCCUGGAGACUCAGGAUGUGGUGUCCACCCACCUGAACGCCACUGAUGUGUGAGCGCCUGAGGGAGGUGGAAACGAAGAGGGUGAUGGAGGAGGGAUGACAGGAAAAUGAUGGAGAGAUGACGGAGGAAGAGGCGGCAAGGAAAAGAAAAAUCACAGUCAGGAAAUCUUUUGUUCCCCAGAAGACAAUAGACGAGAGAAGAAAACGAGAUUCCAAACGGAGACGGAGACAGCGGGGAGAUAAAGAUGUGAGAAAAAAUAGAAACAGCAGAGUGAGAGGGAGGCGACGGGGGGAUUGAAGAGUUUUUGGAAGCCCAAAAUAGACGAGGAGGCAGAGACGAGCAGGGAUUAGAGGAAGAAGAAUGACAGGAGAGGAGAAGACAAACUGCUGAAUGACUCAAGGUCUCCUCGACCAAUAGAAGCGCCGUCCCGCUGAGGACGUGACCUCAUCACGACAGAGGAUUUGUUCAAGUGACAUUCAGCUUUGCAUGAAGGAUUUGUGACACUGACAAAGUGGUGUUGGAGUGGCUUUGAUUUUCUGAUGACAAAAAUUUUCCGAGACAUUUGAUGGAAAACUUAAGAUUGUUUCCUCGACAGUGACGUAAAAAAAAUCCUCCAACCUUGGACUUUAAUCUCGUCAAAAUAGGGCUUUACUCCAUCUUCAUUCCACAUGUGAAGCAUUUAGCUCGUACAGUUAAACCCAGAGUGGCUUACAGGGGGUGGGACCAGGACGCGUAAGCAGGUCUGCGGGGAAUGAACCGGCAAAAUAUCUGCAGCAUCAGCGGCUUCCUUUUGCAGCGACGGAUAUGAGGGAUAUGAUUGUCCAUGUUCUCUCUGAGGCCUCCGGGGGCCGUGCAAAAACAAGUUUGUCAGGUGAAAGAAAAGCCAAAAAAUGAAAAAAAAAAGUCACGGAUUUUGAAGUGCGAGGGGAGGACAAGGAUGCAUGAUGCAAGCUUUGUGAAAUCUCAAGACAUUGUUAUGUAAUGAAACUGUGUUUAAUGUGGAUUAUCCUGCAAAGAGAGAUGGAUGUAAGAGUGUGAGCAGAGGUGGACAUUAUGACGAAGAGGGGGAAAGAAGGGAGAGAGUUUUAGUUUUGUAGAUGAAGGACAGAGAGCAAAGAGUGACAGACGGGCGGGAGGGACAAAGCAGAGAGAGGAUCAAAGUCAAAUGUGGGAUAAUGAGGAAAAAGAAAAGAAACUUCAAACAAAAAGGCGGCAAUUUAGUGUGAACUGAGACAAGAGCCUCACUUACAAGUGAACACAUGAAUGUUUGAUAAAACCUAAGUUCUUGAGAAUUCUUUCUGUUGUCGACAGGUUACACGCUCCCACCUGUCUGUCGGGUUCACAGCAGGGUGAAACCAAAUCACUUUUCAAAAUGUCUCUCUGUGACUUCAGAUACGUUCAUCUGAUUUAGACGAGAAGGGAUUCGUUAAAUUUGGGCGCCUGCACGUUUGGCUGCUCAUUUUGAGUUACGCUUCAAUUAAAGUUCCGUUACAGAGGUUAAUCAGCACCACACAGUAGAUAUGAAGAUCAUUAAAAUAUGAUUAUUCACACUGAAGUAAAUCUAACUACAGGGACCAACCCAGUCUCCAGAAAAACUGUUGCCAUUAUAUAGUCAUAAUUGCAUUUUAAUUUGUAUUACAUUUUACAUUUUAACAAUACUGUGUGGUCAGGUUUAGGCUUUAAGGGAUAGU
Molecule: messenger RNA, 3430 nt
Organism: Epinephelus fuscoguttatus (brown-marbled grouper)
Lineage: Eukaryota; Metazoa; Chordata; Actinopteri; Perciformes; Serranidae
Gene: npy2rl
Product: neuropeptide Y receptor Y2, like
Exons: 6
Coding region: 602-1792 (396 amino acids)
Biological process (GO): G protein-coupled receptor signaling pathway
Cellular component (GO): membrane
Molecular function (GO): neuropeptide Y receptor activity
Source: RefSeq, a predicted model, not a curated record